UUAAUUUGUAUUACUAGCCCACUUCCUUGUGUUCUCUUUCCCUCCCAAGCUCUUCUAAACCUUUGUGAAAAUUGUAGUCUACUGAACAAAUGAAUGUGGUUUGUAAUUUUUUUAAUGUUGUUAUGCUUGUUAACACAUGAAACGUUCAUCGUGGAAGGGGGUGGAGUCCAAUUUUUGUAAAAUCAGCUCAUAAAUAGUUAUUAAACUUUCUAUAGGACAAAAGUUUUGUGUGUAUAUUUGGUAGGUAAGUUUAUUUUGUGUCUUUGGUUUUGACAUCUAACUUGGCAACACUGCAAUUUAGCAGCAUCCAGUCGCUGAUGUGCUUUACGCUGCAAAUGGUAUCACAACUCGGUUUCCAGACUUCUGGAGUCCAAAUCACAUCCUGUAGCCAAGUGGGCGGUAGGGUUUAAUUAGGAUGAUAGUCAAAAUACUUGACCCCCCCCUCCAGAUUCCUAAUCAUGAUUGCCCUACCCCCACCAGUUUAGAAGGCAGGGGAAGAAAAUAAACAGAUAGAAAGGCAAUAAUAUUGGGAAAGGCUGAGAUUUGUAGUGUAUGAAACAAAGUAGGCUCCCAGCAAUCCCACAAAAAGCUUGGAUUAUCCCAGACUUAUGCACCCAGUACUCCAGAGGAGUGUCGUCUGCCUAGUACCGAACCAUCACUUCUGCCCCAAUGCUACUUUCUGUGGGUACAAGCAAGAUGCUGUGCAACAAGUGGGCCUGCUGUGGUCAGAUUUACCCACAUCCUUUGCAAGGUUUAUGGCUAUGCUUUUCCCCCUGAGAAAAGUUAAGAUGCUGGAGAAUCUGGAUUCUGCCCCUUGUGCCACUAUCUGCAUUUUUUCUGUUCUUGUACUGAAUUGCAGAAUACAAACCUUCCGUGAUCAUCAGAGGUGGCAGCACAUUUCCUACCUGGCUGGACAGCAAUGCCCGAUGCAGGGAGAUGGUUAUGGAGCACCAGGUUCUGUGAAUAGUCACAGAAUAUUCUCCAAGAGACAAUCUGCUCUGCAUCACACGGCUGUUUGGGACUGUAGUACUUAGUCCUGCCAGGGUCUACACAGCUUGCUUUGACAAAUAAGCAGCCCAGGGGCAAGUCCUGUGGCUUCAGUGGGUAGGCAACAUAUUCAACCUCUUUUUUCCCAUCUGUAAAUUGGAAUUAACAAUGGACUACCUUGCAGAGUUGUUAAGUAGGCAAGCACAGGAAGGAUUGCAAAUUCCUUUGCAAAAUAAAUGUAUUGCCUAUAGUGUGAAAAUAUAUGUUCCCAAGCUGUGUCCACCAGUGGCACCACUUCUCAACAUAAGUGAGAAGCGCCUGGAAGCCUCGCUUAUAAUCCUAGGUGGGAGGAACUCUGCAUAUGCUCAAGUGUUCCCCAUGUUGCGGGCCUGAGAACUGGAUAGGUUCUGAAGUCAAAGGAAGGAACCUGGACUGUGAAUGUUGUUCAAGGGAGGAUCGGUGUCCAUGGCAAGCCAAAAGUGACUCACUCUCUUCCUCCCUCCCUCUCGCUCUUGAUGUGGCUCAGCUUCCUGGCCUGACAAGGAUAUUUCCUCCUCCCCUGCUGAGCUGGCAGCUAUGGAAACGGCAAGCCUUGCUCUCUCAGAACAGACCUUGGCAAAGAGGCCCUGCUCAGACUGGAACGGUUUGCAGUGGUGGGAGCUCACUAGGAUUGCCCCCCGCCCCCAUUGCUCCGCUUUCCAACUUUGGCCAAGGGGAUUUGCUAGAUAAGCAACCUGCUGGUACCCGCAGGCCAGAGGGACAUGAGCUCAGGGACAGUGGCAGUGGCCCCUGUGGCCAAGAACGUGAUGGUGUAUCGCAACGGGGACCCCUUCUUUCAUGGCAGGAAGUUCGUGGUGAGCCACCGGCGGUUCCUGACCUUUGAGGCCUUUUUGAACGAGGUGACCAGCACAAUCCAUGCCCCCAUGGCCAUCAGAAGCAUCUACACCCCCCGGCAUGGGCAUCGGGUCUCCGACCUGGGCGAGCUGCAGAAUGGGUGCCAGUACGUUGCAGGAGGCUUUGAGAGAUUCAAGAGACUGGACUAUCUAAACCCUGGAAUGAAGCAGCUCAAUGGGAACCAGAAGAAAGACAGAGUGCAGAGCUACCCAGUUAUUCCCCAGAAGAUGCCUGUUUCGACACAGUGGAGGAAGCAGGCAAACUUGCCCUGCAUUAUACAUGUUUUCCGCAACGGGGACCUGCUAAGCCCCCCCUUCCGCCUGAUCCUCAACAAGAGCACCCUGCAGGAGUGGAGUGCCGUCCUGUCCAUCUUGUCAAUCAAGGCGAACCUGCGGACUGGGGCUGUUAGAAGGCUCUGCAAGCUCAAUGGCGAUGCCGUCUCCACUGGUGAAGAUCUGGUGAGCGGCAACUACUACGUGGCGGUGGGCCUGGAGAAGUACAAAGACCUGCCCUACUUCGAAUUGCUGGUGCCCCCAAAGAUAACACACCAGCCAAUUCGGGACCACUCAAAUAGCAGAAGAAUGAGCCACAAUCGAGGGUUAGCUAAGCUCCACCUGGCUCCGCUAGAGGGGUCCAGUGACUCAGCACUCCUUGAACCGCCACAACAGCUGAACCUUCGGAGAGUGCAGUCCACAGGGAUUGUGCAGAAGGAGAGCAGCCAGAAUCUUUCCGCGGUGACGCGGAAAGGCAGGAAGCACAUGCGCAAGGAGGCAGACUCCAUCUUCCACGCCAAGCCAGGCCAGGUCGGGCGUAUCAGGAGGAACUCAAACCAGAAUUCUGACCAAGAUGAAGGAAGUGUUUACAAAAUAAAAGGUGUAAGGGAAGAGAUACAGAAUGCCCAGGAAAUCAGAGAUGAUGAAAACACGCAGGUGGAAUUGCCUCUUGACCAGAAAGCUGCAGAGACUGUAGAAGAGGAAGUUGUGCCCAAAAGUGAAGCUUUGCAACGCAGGAAGGUUGAGAAUACUGACAAACUACAGAAGGCCCACACAAUUCAGUGUUCUGCUGGUGACUCACAGGAAGAAGUGACAAGAAAGCCUCCUUUCCAUCCGGCUUGAAGAAACUUUGUUUCACCUGAGAAAAGACUGUGGUAACACAAAGACCCGGCAAGGCUUUUCCUAGAUAUGCGUGUGUGUGAGAUCCUUAAACAACCACAUGCUGGUUUUGUGCAAUCUUCGUCUCAAAUGCUUAUCUUAUGGAUGUUCUUACAAUAAAGAUGUAGCAUUGGAA
Messenger RNA from Podarcis raffonei (Aeolian wall lizard), 3168 nucleotides. It is a transcript of the gene DCDC2B, whose product is annotated as doublecortin domain containing 2B. Gene Ontology annotation, cellular component: microtubule; microtubule organizing center. The record is from RefSeq and is a predicted model, not a curated record. The transcript has 11 exons. Bases 1749 to 2996 code for a protein of 415 amino acids. Lineage: Eukaryota; Metazoa; Chordata; Lepidosauria; Squamata; Lacertidae. Gene Ontology annotation, biological process: intracellular signal transduction.